AUGACACCAUCAGGCCUUCGACCACCAUUGAAGAGUGGCGAUACAGCCCCACAGCACACGCUUCACGACAUAUGUGAAUGUAUAAAUUGCUUAUCUAAGUUGGGGGAAAACAAAUCACACAAAGAAAAGCUAGAGAUAGAAACAGAGAGAAAGGAAGGAAGGAGGGGAGAAGAGAUAAAGGAUAAGAGAGAUAGAAAGAUGAUUAAGAUCUCAUAUAGGAGAUCGUUGUUGUUCUUACUGUUAUGUCCUUUAUUUUUGUACAAAACUCACAGGUUUCUAAGGAAGGGAACAAGAAAGGGAGCAAGAAAAGGAAGUCUAUUGAGAUGAAGCAUUACUGAAGCUUUUAGAUGAAAAAACAGGAAAAUGUGAAAACACUUUAAAAUCCUUGUAAAGUAAGCAUUGACACCCAUUGGGAAGCUCUUGAAGUUGCAUGCUAAUAUUUAGUUCGAGAGCAAUCAAGUUUCGUGUUUCUUUACCAACAAGAUGCAGUUCAAUAAUAUUAUGUUUGAGUUCUAGCAUAGUUUAGACUUAUUAAUUUUUUUUAAGCCAUU
Messenger RNA from Lactuca virosa, 551 nucleotides. Lineage: Eukaryota; Viridiplantae; Streptophyta; Magnoliopsida; Asterales; Asteraceae. The record is from the annotation of a GenBank genome assembly.